Messenger RNA from Apiotrichum porosum, 366 nucleotides. RefSeq names its product Non-histone chromosomal protein 6 (gene NHP6). Lineage: Eukaryota; Fungi; Basidiomycota; Tremellomycetes; Trichosporonales; Trichosporonaceae. The record is from RefSeq and is a predicted model, not a curated record. Bases 1 to 366 code for a protein of 121 amino acids. The transcript is spliced from 2 exons.
AUGCCCAAGGCUUCCACCAAGGACUCGAAGAAGGCCGUCGCCGACAAGGCCAAGCGCGGCAAGAAGGACCCCAACAAGCCCAAGCGCGCCCUCUCCGCCUACAUGUUCUUCGUCCAGGACUGGCGUGAGCGCAUCAAGUCUGAGAACGCCGACGCUUCGUUCGGUGACGUCGGCCGUCUCCUCGGUGCCAAGUGGAAGGAGAUGUCCGCCAACGAGAAGAAGCCCUACGAGGACAAGGCCAAGGCCGACAAGGACCGUGCCGCCAAGGAGAAGGCCGAGUACGACGCUUCCAACGGCAAGCGCCCCAAGAAGACUGCCUCCAAGGCCAAGGUCGAGGAGUCUGAGGACGAGGACGAGUCCGACUAA